This is a messenger RNA of Saccostrea cuccullata (small rock oyster), 438 nucleotides long. RefSeq lists its product as uncharacterized. The transcript is spliced from 2 exons. The coding region runs from base 23 to 397 and encodes 124 amino acids. Lineage: Eukaryota; Metazoa; Mollusca; Bivalvia; Ostreida; Ostreidae. The record is from RefSeq and is a predicted model, not a curated record.
UUUUUUGCCUGGCGUUUUGCAUAUGGAUGAUGAAGAUGACAAUAAUGCUAAUGCUCAUGUUGGGGCAUUACCCGACGGACAUUUUGUGAAUGGAAAUGAAAUUUCCUUUUGUUGCAGACAAGAUAGCUUAGCUAACAUACCCAUACUUCUGCCGAUAGAUAAACCUUUUUAUCUUAUGCGGUAUACUGGACUUUGUCAAGAAGUCCUAGGUAUGACUGUGUCUGAUGAGUUUAUCUACUAUGACAAUGAAGAUAACAGGAAUGCAAAUAAUUGCACAGGAGCUCAUCCAUUCGUUGAGGGUGGUUGUAGGACUGGCGAUAUGAAAAUUCAUUACUGUUACUACGACCGUGCGAAUCAUAAUUCUUCUCCUAUAAGCAUCUCUGGUAUAAUUGGAUAAUAAAGAUACAUCAUAGGUAAAAUCUUUGUUAUCUGUUGAAA